GAGAGGGAGGGGAUGGGGCAGGCUGGUAACCGGGCUGUAACGGGGAUAAGCUGCAGCCUCCGUGUCUCAGGUGCUCCGAUGGAGUGAACCGGCCAGCGAUGCGCCUUUACUUCCUUUCUCUGUCCAUCAUGGAGAGGGUUCGUCUCUCAUCUCAGUGAAGCCUGGGCCAGGGGUCAGAGGUCAUCCACCAAACCUGCACUUCUCCCUCUUACCCCUGCACCCCCACCCCACCCUGUCCCUCCACCAGCCCCUGUCACCCCACACUGUUUCCCCAGAACACUGGAACUUAUCUGACCUCCUCUUCCCCACACUUUUCUCUCCCUCACACACUCACACACUCACACACUCACACACUCACAGAGCUCGUCUCCCCCCCAGCACUUGUCUCUUGCCUGCCACCCAAUCAGCUUGAGAGGAACGACCCCCCCUAACCGACGAAGUUACUGUUGGCCAGUUGAUGACGAGUCAGUGGUCCACCAGGCAAGUGUCCUAGACAGCUUCUCAGACAACACCUCUCACACCCAGGCCUCAAGAUGAUGUGCGAGGUGAUGCCCACCAUCUCGGAGGACGGGCGCGGCGGCGGAGGAGGCGGCUCGUCUUCCCCGGCGGGGGGCGGAGGAGGGAUGGGCGGAGGGAUGGGAGGCAUGGGGGGCUACGGCGGCAGGGAUCCCCGCAGUGGUGGUGGUGGUGGUGGUGGCAGCGGCGGUGGCAGCGGCAGCGACGAAGGGGGCAGCACUGGCAACCUGGAGUCGCUGAUGGUGAACAUGCUGACGGAGAGGGAGAGGCUGCUGGAGAGCCUGAGGGAGACCCAGGACAGCCUGGGGACGGCGCACCUACGCCUGAGGGAGCUGGGCCACGAGAAGGAGUCACUCCAGAGGCAGUUGUCCAUCGCCCUGCCACAGGAGUUUGCAGUGCUGACCAAAGAGCUGAACCUCUGCCGGGAGCAGCUGCUGGAGAGAGAGGAGGAGAUAGCAGAGCUGAAAGCGGAGAGGAACAACACACGACUGCUGCUUGAACAUCUGGAGUGCCUGGUGUCCCGUCACGAGCGCAGCCUGAGGAUGACCGUGGUGAAGAGGCAGGCCCAGUCCCCAGCUGGGGUCUCCAGCGAGGUGGAGGUCUUAAAAGCACUCAAGUCUCUGUUUGAGCACCACAAAGCUCUGGAUGAGAAGGUGAGGGAAAGACUACGGGUGGCUUUGGAGCGAGUGGCGUCCCUGGAGGAAGAGCUGCAGUCCUCCUCUCAAGAGGUUCUGUCUUUAAGGGAACAAAUCAAGCGACGGCAGCAAGGACUAGACAACGGCAAAGAGCGGCUUCCCAACGGACCUUCGUCCAUCUUGGAUGACGGGGACAUCGACAGGCAGCGGGAAGGCGAGAUAGAGCGACAGAGGUCAGAGCUGGGACAGCUGAAAGAGAGACUGGCCCUCAUGUGCAGACAGGUCGGGGAGAUCGAGGAGCAGCUGACGUCCGCCAGGAGGGAGCUGGCCCGAUCGGAGGAGGCCAACCAGAAACUACAGAGGGAUGUGAAAGAGGCACUCUGUCAAAGGGAAGACAUGGAAGAGAGAAUCACCACAUUAGAACGCAGGUACCUGAGCGCCCAGAGGGAGGCGACGUCUCUCCACGACAUAAAAGAUAAACUGGAGAACGAGUUGGCCAGCAAAGACUCUCUCUACAGACAGAGCGAGGAGAAGAACCGGCAGCUCCAGGAACGUCUGGAUGAUGCCAAACAGAAGCUGCAGCAAACUCUGCAGAGGGCCGAGACGCUGCCUGAGAUCGAGGCCCAGCUUGCACAGAGAGUGGCAGCACUCAACAAGGCGGAGGAGCGCCAUGGUAACUUUGAGGAGCGACUGCGACAGAUGGAGGCGCAACUGGAGGAGAAGAACCAGGAGCUACAGAGGGCGAGGCAGAGGGAGAGGAUGAACGACGAACACAACAAGCGUCUCUCCGACACGGUGGACAAGCUACUGUCUGAGUCCAACGAGAGGCUGCAGCUGCAUCUGAAGGAGAGGAUGGCUGCUCUUGAAGAAAAGAACGCCCUGUCUGAAGAGCUAUCUAACAUGAAGAAACUCCAGGACGAUCUCUUGGCAAACAAGGACCAGCUGAUAGCGGAGCUGGAGCGGCUUCAGUUGGAGUUAGAUCAGCUGAGAGCGAGGCCCGGGGGCUCUUAUUCCAGUCGCUCUCUGCCAGGUAGUGCUCUGGAGUUGAGGUAUUCCCACGGAAGCGGGUCGCUCCCAGCGGGAUCGACCACUCACCUAGAUCCCUUCGGUAACACCUCCACCGGGGGCGUGGUCAGGCGAAGCCACAGGGCCCGUUGGAGCUCUGCCAGAGAGGACUCUACCAAGAACUACUGUUCUUCUCUCUGUGUGCAGUACCCAGACUGGGAAAGCGGGGGUCUGCUGGGGAGCGGGUUCGAGCCGGGCUUGGAUGUGAGCUGCUCCGACGAGGAAGACAAUGGGGAGCCUCGGUUUGGCUCCGAGCUCCUGUCGCCCAGCGGACAGACGGACGUGCAGACCCUGGCCAUUAUGCUGCAGGAACAGCUGGAGGCCAUCAAUAAGGAGAUCAAACUGAUCCAGGAGGAGAAGGAGAACACAGAGUUGCGGGCCGAAGAGAUCGAGAGCCGGGUCAGCGUUGCUUUGGACAGUCCGCCAAUCCCUCCGACCUCCCUGGGGAGGGACAGCACAGGACGGGGCUUCAUCCCCUCGUCCAUCACAUCCUCCACCCUGGCCUCCCCCUCUCCCCCCAGCUCCGGACACUCCACCCCUCGCCUGCCUCACUCCCCGGCCCGAGAGACCGACAGACAGAACAGCAAAGAUGAUGAUCGGGCCCUCGCUCUUCUGGACUCUACACCUCCCUCCACUCCUCGUGCACUGCGAUUGGACAGGAUGGCCCUCACCCAUCCAGGAGCGAUGCUUGACGACCCUCGGGAGUUUCGCAGUCUCUCAGCAGAUGGCAGCAGCUCCAACAGCAGCCAAGAUUCUCUUCACAAGUCCAGUAAGAAGAAAAGCAUCAAGUCUUCCAUCGGGCGGCUUUUUGGGAAGAAGGAGAAAGGAAGGAUGGGCCAACCUGGGCGGGACGGAUCUGCUUCUCUUGCAUCUACACCCUCUGAAGACCUGGCCUCUGGAGACCCGAUGGGGAUGAACAAGACUGGGACUCUGGGUCCAGCAGAUAAAGACCGCCGCAGCAAGAAGAAGCAUGAGCUACUGGAAGAAGCAUGUCGCCAAGGACUUCCCUUUGCAUCUUGGGACGGACCCACUGUUGUAUCUUGGCUGGAGCUGUGGGUGGGAAUGCCGGCCUGGUACGUCGCAGCCUGUCGCGCCAAUGUCAAGAGUGGCGCCAUCAUGGCCAACCUGUCAGACACAGAGAUCCAGAGAGAGAUUGGCAUCAGUAACCCGCUUCACCGCCUCAAACUGCGACUGGCUAUCCAGGAGAUGGUGUCCCUUACUAGCCCCUCUGCCCCAGCCAGCACUCGCUCUUCGACCAGUAACGUGUGGAUGACCCACGCGGAGAUGGAGUCCCUAAAUGCAGCCACCAAGCCUCCGGAGCUCAAAGAGUUCAGCUGGGAUCAGAUACUGGCCUAUGGCGAUAUGAAUCAUGAGUGGGUGGGCAACGACUGGCUGCCCAGCUUGGGCCUGCCACAGUAUCGCAGCUAUUUCAUGGAGUCCCUGGUGGAUGCCCGCAUGUUGGACCACCUGACCAAGAAGGAGCUGAGAGGACAGCUCAAAAUGGUGGACAGCUUCCACAGGGUCAGUAUGCAUUACGGCAUCAUGUGCCUGAAGCGUCUGAACUACGAUCGCAAGGAGCUGGAGAGGAGGAGAGAGGAGAGUGUCCAUCAGAACAAAGAUGUGAUGGUGUGGUCCAAUGAGCGUGUGAUGUGCUGGGUGCAGACCAUCGGUCUGAAGGAGUACGCUGACAACCUGCGCGAGAGCGGCGUCCACGGGGCUCUGCUGGCUUUAGACGACACCUUUGACUACACUGACCUGGCCCUGCUGCUGCAGAUCCCCAAUCAGAACACACAGGCCAGACAGCUCCUGGAGCAAGAGUACAACUCCCUCAUCUCCAUGGGAACGGAAAGGCGACCUGAUGAGCAGGAUGGAACAAAGACGUUCACCCGCUCGCCCUCCUGGAGGAAGAUGUUUAGGGAGAAAGACCUUCGGGGCGUGACCUCCGACUCCGCCGAGACCCUGCCUGCUAACUUCCGUGCCUCAGCCAUCUCUACGCCCUCUGUUACCCUGAGAAAGGUUCAGAGUGAUGCCAACUCUGGUGCCCGGGGUGAAUCUGCCUCAGUGAGGACGUACUCCUGUUGAGGGGCUGAGGGCGCUGACUGGAUUGGGACUAGAGGACCCUGCUCGCUCAUCCACGGAGAAAGAAGCAAUGAAUAUAACCAUUUAACUUCAAAAUAAAUCUAUCGGUCUGACCAUUCUGCAAUAACAGAAGCAAAGGAAUAAAGGGGGAAAAUGACAUGAAGAAUGUAUGAAUGUAUUUUCCGACCAGACUGGGAAGGUUGAAUGGGAUCAGCUGUUCUCUCUCUCUGUCUCUCUCUUCCUGUCGUUCUGUCUUUGCUCUUCCUCUCUUAGUGUGACUGUGCUGUGGGGUUAAUGAAGGACAACACCGGUGUUGGUCCCGCACGUUUCCCCCUCUCUUCAUUCCUGUCGGAGUCUGCACACAGUCAGCAGAGUUGGCAAUAUCAGGGCUCAUUUUCCUACCUUCAGAAGGAACCACUACUUGCUGCCAUUUAUUCUCUUACAGUUUGAAAACAACCUAAACGUGCCGCCUUAUAACUUCUGCUCAACAACAGGUGUUUUUACUGAAAGCCGGGGCAGAAGUUAACCUCACUGUAAGGUUUAGAUUUGAAAAACAGAGGAACGACUGGAAGGAUGUUAAAAUUGUAAACUGAUUGGGGGAAAUGACGGGAUGGACAUUAAUCUGUUACGACUACACAACGCUGGUGUUCUCCUUUCUGCUCAUGGUGUUCAGUGUCAGCCAUUGCGGCUCUAUUGUUGGCUUCUAUGGGCCUGUCAGGGGUGUAUAAGUGUCCCCACAGUUGGUCGGAUUGGUGUAGUAAAACACGUCUGAGUUCAGACCACUGUUUGGCUCCGACCACAUCAAUGGGACCCUCCUCAUGCUUUGUCUAUUGGCACCUUGAAAGCUGAUAGGCUAAGUAAUCUCUUUUGAAGGGACCCCAUUAUAGAGAUCAAAGCCACAGAGGUGGAUGGGACAGGGUGGAGCGAUGCGGCGGAGGCAUUGUGUUCAUGAUGUCAGUGGCAGGAAAUCCAUAAAUCAAGUGUUGGUAUCACUCUCUGAAAAGGCGUACUUUACAAGGAGUUUUUUAAGUACGGGCUCUAUCAAUGUUAAAGGGGCACUCCGCAGAUUUUUCACAUAAAGCUAAGUUUACUCAUCAUGAAAAGACCUAUGCAGCCUGUAAAACAGCUGUAUAACGUCCCCUGUGGUGCUGGAGGAGCUUUCCAAAAAGAUUCUACUGGGUUGCAUUAUGGGAAAUGUAGGACCCAGCGUUUUUGGAGCUUCACUCAUACUGGAGACUUAAGAGUCAGGAUAUUUCAGCCUUCUGAUGUUUCAAUUUAUUUAUUUUUUAUUUGCCUCUUUUGAGUUUCCCAGCUUUUUCAAAGUGCAAUCGCAAAAUAUCUAAACAUUUAUUAAACCAUUUAUCAAUGCUUUAUGGAUCAGUAAAAAAAAGCUGCUAAUAAAGAGUUUUGGGUGGCAAGGUUGUGACAAAUCAAUUUAGAUGGUUCAAAAUAUGAUGACUCCGCUAAUGGACAGCUCAAACAUUAUCUUUUGGGAAAAAAAGGAUGUUAUUAACCACUUAUCAACAUCAUAUUAGCAUUUAUAACUGCAAACGCUGGUAGCUAAGUAUAAGGAACUUAAUGUAAAAACUCAAAAGUUCCCAGACUUGAUAACGAGCCAUUAGAUCUGUGGUCCAAAAUGCUGUUUUAGUAAUUCAUAAAGGUUUCUUCCACCACAGUUAUAUCAUGUGUGGAGUUUGAAUUGUUAGUAAGUUGUUAAUAAAUGGCUUAAGGAAAAAGACAAAGCCAAAAUUAUUUUUUCAUGACCUUGCAACCCAAAAGUCAUUUUAAAUAAUGUAUCAUUUUACUGGCCUAUAAAUAAUAUAUCUAGAGCAUUAAAACAUAUUUAUUAUGAAAAUAGUCAGUCAUAACCCCCUAACCCUUAAAUUGAUCAGGUCACAGACCCCCAUAUGACAAGACUUCUGGGCUUUCCAUAAGAUAAAAAAGAUAGAUGUUAGAUGUGAUUAAGACAAGAAUUCUAUGGCUAUCAACUACAGGACUCUUACUCACAUUUGGCUGACCUCUAUAGUGAAUAAAAUAGUAAAAAAUAGUCUAUUCUCCAUUGUUCUGGGGACCCCCUGGAACUCCCUUAGAACCACUCACAUUGGGGAAAGUAAAGUAUGUCUAAUUAGAAAGUGGUACCGAAGUGUUGUAUAUUGAAGAAGGCAUGAGACAUGACAUAACAUGACAUGACACUGAGGUCAGACUUUAACUCCUCACUGGCCCUCCAUGAUGUAAUUGUGCGGGUCAUGACUUGUAAUCAUCAGCUCAGGGUCUCGGGUAAUCCUGAUGAUAGGAGAGGUGGCAGAGAGACAUAACAGUGACUCACAGGGAGGAGGGAUACAAAAAAAAACCUAAAGGAUGGACAGAAGCCGGUCAUUUUACUGCACACACAAGCCAUAACAGAAACCAAGAGCUCUCUUGGGGGAGGGGGGGGGGUGAAUCAGAGAGAGGCAGGGAGAGAGGGCGAGCCCGAGGAAGCCCAGGAAACAAAACCUUUAGCCUCUGUGUUUACGAUGCAUGUCAAACAAACGACAAUGACCUACAAACAUUUUUUUGGUGGUAAAGAUGAUAUGAGGUGUCUUUAAAAAAAAUAUAUAUCUGUAUGAUAAACCUACAGGGGUCGGGAGCCUGGGGAUCAAUUUGUAAAAUGUGUGUAUUUUUUUCAGUUGUAUUUUUUAUUUUUUACAAUAUCUAUUUAUUUUCUUUAGGUAUGUAUUGGAUAAAUGUAUGUACAUGUUCCGUUUCUUCUUGACUUCAUUUGAACUAGUUUUAAAAAGUAAAUAUGAAACAUUGAAAAUGGUCAUUCAAAUACGCUACUGUAUGUGUACAUUUUGAGAACAAAUUGUGCAAUGAUUUAACAGAUUUCCAUGAUUAAAGUGAUAGUAAUACAAAUUGAAAAUAUCAUCUGGAAAAUAAACAAUAAUGAUGAUGAUGAAAAUUGUGAUGUAAAAGAAAGAAAAAAAUAAUAAAGCGAUCCGGGUGGAUCUGCUGAUCAUCGCAACCUUUUUUCUUUUUCCCAUUGAUUUGUUUUUUGUCUCUCUGCAGUAGUCACGUGUGCAGUGGUGAGUUUACUCAAGUACCAUUCUUAAUUACAAUUUAAACAUUGUUGUACAGUUCUUUAAUUAUUGUACUCCACCACAUUUAUGAGGUAAAUGUUGUCCUUUAUGCUCCACUGCAUUUAUUGGACAGCUAUAGCCACUAAUUGCUCAACAGAUUAGAAUUUUAUACACAAAAUAUGUAGGACUUCGACUCCUAAGGAGUAUUUUUAAAUGAAGGUAUUGCUAUUUUUACACAAGUAACUGACCUGUAUACUUCUUCUAACACUGAGUGUGUUUUAUGAAGCUGUAAUUGGAGGAAACU
Epinephelus moara (kelp grouper) is the source of this 7655-nucleotide messenger RNA. It is a transcript of the gene ppfia3, whose product is annotated as PTPRF interacting protein alpha 3. Bases 534 to 4298 code for a protein of 1254 amino acids. The record is from RefSeq and is a predicted model, not a curated record. Gene Ontology annotation, molecular function: protein binding. The transcript has 31 exons. Gene Ontology annotation, biological process: synapse organization. Gene Ontology annotation, cellular component: presynaptic active zone. NCBI's taxonomy places the organism in Eukaryota, Metazoa, Chordata, Actinopteri, Perciformes, Serranidae.